This is a messenger RNA of Pecten maximus, 2070 nucleotides long. Its product is annotated as tRNA-dihydrouridine(20) synthase [NAD(P)+]-like. Gene Ontology annotation, molecular function: flavin adenine dinucleotide binding; tRNA binding; tRNA dihydrouridine synthase activity. The record is from RefSeq and is a predicted model, not a curated record. Gene Ontology annotation, biological process: tRNA dihydrouridine synthesis. The coding region runs from base 186 to 1865 and encodes 559 amino acids. The transcript has 14 exons. Gene Ontology annotation, cellular component: cytoplasm. Lineage: Eukaryota; Metazoa; Mollusca; Bivalvia; Pectinida; Pectinidae.
UGCGCCCUAUAGCUAUCAUGCAAAGGAUUACCAAACACCAUGGAAGAUGUGUAUAUAUAUCUCCAUUGACCUAAAGUUGUUUUAUUCAAGCUCAAAUCAAUACUAAACGGAAGGACUAUAUAUGUUUUAAAAGCAUAAUUUAGCAAUGAUAUGAUUUAUAUUUGAAAAGUUUUCCACACUUGAAAAUGGCAGGUUCUGUAUUGGAAUACUCGAACAAAUUAAUUUUGGCCCCGAUGGUCCGGGUUUCAACACUCCCCAUGAGACUGUUGGCACUGCGUUAUGGAGCAGAUAUUGUGUACUGCGAGGAAGUUAUUGACUUUAAAAUUCUUGCCACCACAAGAUAUGAAAACAAAAUACUUGGGACAGUUGAUUAUAUAUCCUCUGAUGAAACAGUUGUGUUCAGGACCAGUCCAGAAGAAAAAGGAAAAGUGGUUUUUCAAAUGGGGACAUCUAAUGCACAGAGAGCUCUUAAGGCUGCCAAAAAAAUAGAAAAUGAUGUAUCUGCUAUAGAUAUCAACAUGGGCUGCCCGAAAGAAUUUUCCAUCAAGGGAGGGAUGGGUGCUGCUUUACUGACAAAACCGGACAAGGUCAAGGACAUCCUGACAACACUUGUAAAUGGCCUGUCUAUACCUGUCACCUGUAAAAUCAGACUGUUACCAACGCUUGAGGAUACUCUAGCGCUGGUAAAGAUGAUCGAGAACACAGGGGUGGCAGCUAUCGCUGUACAUGGACGGCUGAAAGAAGAGAGACCUCGUCAUGCGAAUCGCAACCACAUCAUCAAGAUCAUAGCAGACAGUGUCAAAAUUCCAGUUAUUGCUAAUGGUGGAUCCAAGGAGAUGCGUAUGUAUACAGACAUAGCUACAUUUCUACAGGAAACUGGCUGUACAUCGGCUAUGAUAGCACGUCAAGCCGAGUGGAACCCAACCAUCUUCAGGAAGGAAGGCAAGCUGCCACUAUUAGAUGUAUGUAAGGCAUAUGUCAGAGUGGCCCUACAGUACAACAAUGUCUACACAAACAUUAAAUACUGUGUACUCAACAUGAUGCAUGAGGAUAUGGAGUUGGAGGAGGGACAGAAGAUGCUGGGGGCAAUGUCACAGGAGGAUAUCAGUGAUAUUUGGGGCCUUCGACAAUACUUCGAGGACUUGAAGGCAUCUUGGAAAAAGAUGGAAAUAGAACUCUUCAAUACAAAGAUAGAAAUCACAAUCAAGAAAACACCGGAUGGGACUGGUAAUUUUGUUGAAAUGCCAGUUCGCUACCUAAAGAAAGACUAUCCAAUGGGGAUCAGUGCCAAACAGAGGCUGUUUGAGUGGUCAAAGCGAAAGAAGAUGCCACACCCAGAUUAUAAAACUGUGGAGAGAGAGGGAGACCGAUACUUCAUGAGCGUGUUGACUCUGGGAAGCAGCACAUACAAAAGUUCCUACUGGGAAAAGUCUAAAAGUAUCGCAGAACAGAAUGCUGCAAUUGUAGCAUCAAUAGUAUUAGAUAUAGACGAUGGCCGUAAACCUGGCUCAUGUGAAAUGACGGAAGCAGUGGCAGCCAAGUGGAGAGAACUCUGUCAAGAAAAAAAUUCAGGUGAUAAUAUCUCCCAGAUAAACUCGGAAUCGGCUUCUGUAUGUGAUCAAUCACAUAACGAGAAUGAAAAUAUACACAUGGUCAGUGACACAAAGAGGAAACACAACACUUCUGAAACAGAUACUGUAGAAGAUCUGAAUGGAAUAGCCGGUAAAAGAAAAUGUGAUGAUUUUACAGAGGGAAGUAAACAGAACAGCAAUAAAUUAACAAGUGGAGGUGAACAGAACAGUCAGUCUAGUAUUGAGAUUAGCCAAUCAGAAAGAGUUUCUGUUGAAAGAAGUGGACUUGGUUAAUUAUGAGAAAGAGUACAUUCAUUAUUUUAAGAUUUUAAUGUGAUCUAAUUUAAAAGAUUUAAAUGUAAUUUCAGUAUGUCUUUAGUUGAUUCAGGAAAAAAAACAUCUUUCAGCAUUGUGAUACUUUUGUUUUAAUAAUGUACAAUCAUGUGAGUGAAAAAUUGCUGAAUCUGAUAAUAAAAUGAUACUGCUCGACAAAAUUUUG